Molecule: messenger RNA, 2221 nt
Organism: Pangasianodon hypophthalmus (striped catfish)
Lineage: Eukaryota; Metazoa; Chordata; Actinopteri; Siluriformes; Pangasiidae
Gene: prph
Product: peripherin
Exons: 9
Coding region: 126-1496 (456 amino acids)
Cellular component (GO): type III intermediate filament; axon; plasma membrane
Molecular function (GO): structural molecule activity
Source: RefSeq, a predicted model, not a curated record
UCCUCACACGGAGGUCCUAUUGCUCCUGCUGCCCAGCUUCGUCCACUGCCAGACAUCCCUGCACAGAAGCAGAAAGAUCCUUGAGAGGGAGAACGAGAAGUGGUUUUGGAAAAAAGAAAGCCAUCAUGAGUCAAUCGACGAUCCGCACGUCCUACCGCCGCACUUUUGGUGGACCUACCCCUAUGUCCGCCAUGCCCUCCUACACCUCAUACUCGUCCCGUUACCUGGGCCCGGCUCCAGCCGCCAUGUCCACCCGGACUUUCCGGGUUCGCUCCAGUGCUCCAGCUCCGUCAGUUCCUCGUCUCUCCUAUGACAAAGUGGACUUCUCCUUGGCUGAUAGCAUCAACCAGGAGUUCCUCAGCACGCGCAGCAAUGAGAAGCAGGAGCUGCAGGAGCUGAACGACCGCUUCGCAAGCUUCAUCGAGAAAGUGCGCUACCUGGAGCAGCAGAAUGCCAUGCUCACCCACGAGCUCAACCAGUACAAGGGCAAACAGCAGCAGGGCCAGCCAAAUCGCGCCAGCCAGCUUUGCCAGCAGGAGAUGAGGGAGCUGCGCAGACAGGUUGAGCUCAUUGGGAAGGAGCGUGACCAGAUCCAGGUGGACAGAGAUAACAUGGCUGAAGAUCUGGCCUUGCUCAAGCAGAGGUUGGAUGAGGAGACUCAGAAAAGACAAGAUGCUGAGAACCAACUGGUCCUGUUCCGAAAGGAUGUGGAUGAUGCCACUCUGGCCCGUUUGGAGCUGGAGCGGAAAAUCGAGUCUCUGAUGGAUGAGAUUGAAUUUCUCAAGAAGCUGCAUGAUGAGGAAAUCCAAGAUGUGCAAGUGAGCUAUGAAACCCAGCAGAUGAAGAUGGAGGUUGAGGCCACAGUCCGUCCCGACCUGACUGCAGCUCUGAGGGACAUCAGGGCUCAAUAUGAAAGCAUUGCAACAAAGAACAUGCAGGAAUCCGAGGAGUGGUACAAAUCCAAGUUUACUGACCUUACCGACUCAGCCAAGCGCAAUGCUGAUGCCAUGAGACAGGCCAAGCAGGAGGCCAACGAGUUCAGGAGGCAGAUUCAGAGCCUCAACUGUGAGAUCGACGCCCUGAAGAGCACGAAUGAGGCUCUGCUGAGGCAGAUGAGGGAAAUGGAGGACCAGUUUGGAGUGGAGGCUGGAAAUUACCAGGACAGCAUCACCCGUCUGGAGGAAGAGAUCCGCCACCUGAAGGACGAAAUGUCCCGUCACCUGAGGGAAUAUCAGGACCUGCUUAAUGUCAAGAUGGCUCUGGAUAUUGAGAUUGCCACUUACAGGAAGUUACUAGAAGGCGAGGAAAGCAGAAUUGCUAUUCCUGUCAUGAACAUAACGUCAAUCGGUAUGCGCAAUGGCGAUUAUGACCUGCCCGCUGAUGUUGGACAUGGCAAAAAAGUUGUGAUCAAAACCGUUGAGACCCGUGAUGGAGAGGUGGUGAAGGAGUCCACGAAGGAGAAAGACACCCCACGAGACUCUAAGGAAUCUAACUGAGAUGUUCGAGAAUUGAGGAUCCAAGAAUGUGCAGGCUGGAGUGGGACAUAAACAAAAUAUAAAGAAUGAAAUUUUUAAAGUGUUUAAGCCUUUAAUCUGAUAUUCACUACUGAUGGGGAAAAAAUUAAUAUUAAGAAAAUAUUGGCAUUCAUUUUGACUCAAUACUGUGAUUCUGAAUGGGGUGCAUACUAUCACUGCGCAAUGGUGCUAACAACAUAGCCUUAACCAUAACAUUUAAGCAAACUGUCAGAUGCUUUCUAUAUCAUCUUCAUUCACACAAUUCAAUAUAUAACCAGUCAAUACUCGUCAUAUACUGAUAAAAAACAUGGUUUUAGACCAAAUGAAGUCAACCAGUCACCUUUUAAACACCAGUGGUGGCCUUUAUUUACAGCAAAACUUUUUUACAUCUUUCAUGCAUGUGAAAAUUAAACCCAUGGCAAGGCGGAAAGAUAUCCAUUUACUCUGCUUUCUCAUUUACCUCUAUAGCUUAACAUUUACCUCUAUAGCUUGACAUUGUGAGUAGUCAUAAUUUGGUGAUAUUAUUCGUGUAAUGUAAGCACUUUUGGCCUCACCAGGCAGCUUCAAAUAGAAUGUGAUUUACUACUCAAAAUCCAGGAGUCUCACCCCAUUCACUUCAGUCUGAGCAAAUGAAUGUGAGUACUGCAGCCUUACUGAGAAUGAAAAGAAGCUAAUGUUUGUGGAAAUAAAGCCAAGUGAAACAAAAA